Messenger RNA from Trichomonas vaginalis G3, 1236 nucleotides. RefSeq lists its product as uncharacterized. Bases 1 to 1236 code for a protein of 411 amino acids. The transcript has a single exon. Lineage: Eukaryota; Parabasalia; Trichomonadida; Trichomonadidae. The record is from RefSeq and is a predicted model, not a curated record.
AUGAUCUUGAUAUGUCUAUUUUUUUUAUUUACUGACACCAAAGAGAACGGAUUCACACCUCCGAACAAUUUGGAUGCCAUAGAAGAUAGUAAAACACACAAUUUAUCACAAGAAAAACAAAAUAAAAAAGAAUUAAAAAAUUUUGUCUCUGAAAUUUCAACUAAGUACCAAUAUGACGACUCCCCAUCGAAAAGCUUUUAUCAAAAUAGCUUUAAUUCUUCUGUCGACUUUACAAAUGUUGAUAUUUCAAUUUGCCAGUGCACAUUCAUUAAUAUUUCAAGAAUUAACGCCAGCGGUGGACCUAUAUUCAUUAAUUCACCAGAACGCUCUGUUGUUCUUAACUCAUCAAUAUUUCGAUCUUGUUAUUCUUCAACUGGAGCUUCUGGCGGCAAAAUCAACGCUAAUUCUGCAAAACUAUUCGGUAAUUGCUUCCUUUCGUGCCAUACGAAUCCUACAGAAAGGGUUCAGCCGAUAGAUAUAACAUGCAAAGACGGAUACCUUUAUCAUUUGAAUAUUCACAAGUGUGGACUAUCACCGGAUGCUUGUGGCAUUACAGCUUUUCAAUUUAAAUGUUCUUUGAACAAUUUUAAGGUUCAACACCUAAAUAUAACCAACAAUUUUUUAAAUGGUGCUGGUUGUUUCAUUAAGCAUGUCGACACUAAGAAUUGCGCUACGAUUUUUGUCAAUCUCGUUCAAAAUGUCGGAAUAAAUUCGUCAAUGGUCGGGGAAGGUUUAACGUGGAAUUCAAUUUUGACAUCCAAAACAAACUACAUUAAUAAUACUGUUAAAAUAAUGUUUCAUUUCGAAGCAUCUUCGGCAAAUCAAAUAACUUAUUCAGUUUUCAAGGCAAACAACUUCAAAUCCUUCUUGAGUGAGAUGAGAACAACAAUAAUGCAUGUAAUUCAGUGCGUUUUCGAUAUAUCCAAGGAAAAUCUCUCAGAUUGUAUCUUUAAUCUUUGUACAUUCAACGAUACAACGGCCACAACGCUUGCUUUAUCCGAAAUUGGCAAUGGAGAAUGCAAGAUGACCCCAUUUAACUUCACAACAACGCCUACAAAUAGUAAAUUCGAUACUAAAACAAUAAUUAUGAUUUCUGUUGCAUCGUUUGUUGGAUUUAUUAUCAUUGUUAUACUUGCAUACUGUAUCUACAUUAGAUUCUCUAAAAGAAGGUCGCAAAUGCAAGAAUUACACUUCACUGAUGAAUAUUUUAAGAAUUUUUCAUAUAGUAUCAUCUAG